Alligator sinensis (Chinese alligator) is the source of this 3067-nucleotide messenger RNA. Its product is annotated as gamma-aminobutyric acid receptor subunit rho-2. The record is from RefSeq and is a predicted model, not a curated record. The transcript is spliced from 8 exons. Gene Ontology annotation, molecular function: extracellular ligand-gated monoatomic ion channel activity; GABA-A receptor activity; neurotransmitter receptor activity. NCBI's taxonomy places the organism in Eukaryota, Metazoa, Chordata, Crocodylia, Alligatoridae. Gene Ontology annotation, biological process: monoatomic ion transmembrane transport; signal transduction; chemical synaptic transmission. Gene Ontology annotation, cellular component: GABA-A receptor complex; membrane; neuron projection. The coding region runs from base 38 to 1384 and encodes 448 amino acids.
AUUGGAGUCACCGACAAGCUAGCUCUUUCCCACCAAGAUGCCACUUUUUGAAUCUCAUUUUGGGUACCGUGAUUACAGAUCAGCCAUGUGGUUCGUCUUUUGCAGUCACAUCUACAAGAAGAACCAUGAUGUAACCAAAACAUGGAAAGGAAAGCCUGAGCAGCUUCUCAGAGUAGAUGAUCAUGACUUCACCAUGAGGCCAGCCUUUGGAGGCCCUGCAAUUCCAGUUGGGGUGGAUGUACAGGUUGAAAGCUUGGACAGUAUUUCUGAGGUCGAUAUGGAUUUUACUAUGACUCUAUACUUAAGACACUACUGGAAGGAUGAACGCCUGUCAUUUCCCAGCACCACUAACAAAAGCAUGACUUUUGAUGGCAGACUGGUUAAGAAGAUCUGGGUUCCAGAUGUUUUCUUUGUUCACUCCAAAAGAUCAUUCAUUCAUGACACAACUACUGACAACAUCAUGCUGCGAGUGUUCCCGGAUGGUCAUGUGCUUUAUAGCAUGAGGAUCACUGUCACAGCAAUGUGCAACAUGGACUUCAGCCGAUUUCCCCUGGACACUCAGACUUGUUCUUUGGAGCUGGAAAGCUAUGCGUACACCGAUGAAGAUCUGAUGCUGUAUUGGAAAAAUGGGAAUGAAUCUCUAAAAACCGAUGAGAAGAUUUCUUUGUCUCAGUUUUUGAUACAAAAGUUCCAUACUACCUCGAGACUUGCUUUCUACAGUAGCACUGGGUGGUACAAUCGCCUGUAUAUAAACUUCACAUUGCGGCGCCACAUCUUCUUCUUCUUGCUCCAAACCUACUUCCCUGCCACUCUGAUGGUCAUGCUGUCCUGGGUGUCCUUCUGGAUUGAUCGCAGAGCAGUGCCUGCCAGAGUGUCAUUGGGGAUAACCACGGUGCUGACCAUGUCCACCAUCAUCACUGGUGUCAAUGCCUCCAUGCCCCGUGUUUCCUACAUCAAAGCUGUGGACAUCUACCUAUGGGUCAGUUUUGUGUUCGUCUUUCUAUCAGUGCUGGAAUAUGCAGCAGUGAACUAUCUGACUACAGUGCAAGAACGGAAGGAGAGGAAGCUGAGAGAGAGGUUUUCAUGUUCUUGUGGACUACCUCAUACAACUAUGAUGCUGGAUGGAAACUACAGUGAAUCUGAUGCCAACAGUUUGGCAGGGUAUACACGGAGCCAAACAGUAACCGAGGAAGAAAAACAAGAAAAGAUCAUGGUCCAUUUGGCCAUGAGCAAUGAAUCUAACUCAUCAAGAAAGAGAAGGCUGGGAAGCCAUGUGGGCCAGCGCAUCAUGCAGAACACUCAUGCAAUUGAUAAAUACUCAAGAUUAAUAUUUCCAGGCACUUAUAUAUUGUUUAAUUUGAUCUACUGGUCUGUCUUUAGCUAGAUAUGCAGAGGCAUUGACUGAAGCAGAAAACAUUUGCAAGACUUUGUUUGAGGUUUUAAGUCCAAUUUGAAUGAUAAACUAGAAAACUGAUUCUCCUGUUGCACCUUCGGAGAAUAAAGUACUGGCUAUGUCCUACAAUAGGUACCUGCUCCCAAAAGCAUUACAGGGAAUUUGUUGUGUCAUUUGCUCUCUACUUCACCGCUGCACUUCCCCUUGGCUUUAUGAUAUGUCCAUUUCUCACACUUGAAAACAUGCAGCUCUGUCUGACCAACUGUUGCCAUAAGUGUUGUUGGAGCUAGGCAGCGUUGAUGGUCCCUGACAUGCAGGGGGAAGCUACUGUUGAAGAAUCACCCAGCAUCAUUUGCUGGAUGAAAGUGCAGGGUCCAAUGUUUGUGGUGAGACGCCUGUAAAGAAUAUGUUUUAUUAGGAUAUGGAAUAAAUACUUGACUUUUAAAUGUCUAAGUAAAAUCAGACCUCUCUCUCUUCAGGCAAUUGGCUUUCUGCUUCUGUGGCUUGUAAACAAUGGCACUGUUUCAGGAAGCACACAUUCAACAAGCCACCAGGCAAAAUUCACGAGUCCUUAGGCAAAGUUCCCUUUAACUUCAGUGGAAGCAUUGUGCAAUUGCUCUACAGAAUCUGGCCUAUAUAGCCCACAUGGUUUAUCUGGCCAUGUUCAUAUGGUGUAAGGCAGCACCAUGGUGAGAUGUUGCUGUGUUCAGAAACACUGACUACUCUGCACGUUUCAGCUGUCGAAUGAAAGGCAGUCCUCUCAGAGAUGUUGCUUCCUGGCACUUUGGAGUCUGUGAUCAUUCCCUUGAUUUUUCUCACUAAAAAUGGGGAAUGAUGAUAAACUGAAGCCAAAAUACCACUGAGUUUAGGUAGCAUGGACUCUGGAGCUGGUUUGUUUUGAUCACAAGGAAAUUUAAGUAUCUUUGAAAGCCAACUGUGGCGUAUGAUGCACUGUGCCUGAGGGUUUACCACUCUGAAGUGGGUGUGAGGUUACAGUUUACACCCUAUGAUGAGUAUACAGAAAUGAGGAGUUGGUUCAGGAGCAGCUCUCCAGUUCUUCUCUUCAUGGGCCAAAGCAGAGAACAGUUUUGAGAACAACUUUGACUGCCUUACAGGAGCACAAGUUCUGCCCUCAGCCCUAACAGAAAAGUGCUGCCCACAGAGAAAAUAUAACCUAGCAUGCAGAGCUCUCCUCCGUAUCCUCCUGUCUUGGACUUCUGCAUGGAGAGCAAAAGUUGCAUUCUGGAACUUGUUGCCUCUGCAGGUGCAGCUUCAUUUUAAAGAUAAAGCUCAAUGAACUACACCUGUGCCACUGGCUAAAAGGUGCAAAUAAUUCCUUAGUAGAAACCUGAGACAACUAUGGCAUGCAUCAACUCAUGGCAUUUCAUGCAUCACCCAGUAUUGUCUCCUCUUCCACUGCUACUAAUGCUGUUAGCAACAUGCAAAACUUUUUCUACACAAUAGCAGGACACAGAUCACCUGAUUUGCUCUUUAAUUUUUAAGGACAUCUGCCUGCACAGUGGACGGUGGAAAUGAUGCUCUUAGUUGCAGCAUCUGGGUGCCAAGUUGAAACAUACUAAGGAUGGGCAGACCUGCAGUGGGAUGAUUCAGUGUUGAAGUCAGAAUCUGUUUCAACACUAUGAUUAAACAAAGCAAUGGACUAGUUUGCUGAUA